AUGUCUUCCACCCCAGUCCUACCCAUCAUCGUCGUCAUUGUUGUCGUCGUCGUCGUCAUCAUCAUCAUCAUCAUCAUCAUCAUCUCUUUCUGGGGUGACUACAAGGAAUGCCUAGUCUCUGAUACUGGCAGGUCCCCUGUGAGAAAAACCAGAGGUAAAGCAAAACCAGAAGAAGCUCAGGUAGAAGUCUCCCAAAUCCUGCAUGCUGUGUUCCGAAAGGAUGGACACCUGGAAGCCCUGCCCACCUUUGGACUGGAGGCCAAGGAGAAGCUUCCAGGCUCUCAUCUGGCCCCUGCCAGCUCCUCCGCGCCCCUGGGCCCCGGGCACUGGCUCCUCAAAGUGGACGCCUCUGAGAGGGAAGAAGGUGAACGCAGGCUGGUGAGGGCUUCUGUGAGUAAGCUGUGGGGCUUGUGGGCUGCCAGCUACCUUGGCUUUACCAAAAGGAGGCGGUUCAUUCGUUCUUUUACUGUGGAUUGUCAGCUGAAUAAAGCAGCCUACCACAGCCUCUGGAACAAAAGCUCUCCAUUAGGAUUACACUGCCAGAGCUAUGAAGACUUCAAGUGUAAGACACUACAAUCAUUAGAUGGCUUUAUGAUAAUACUGAGCCUAGAUGGAGUGAUAAUUUAUGUCGGUGGAAGCAUCACUUGUCUCCUUGGCCAUUUACCAGAUGAGAUUGUGGGUAAAAAAUUAUUAAGUCUUCUGCCUGAUCAUGAGAAAAGUGAAGUCCACCAAAAGAUUUCUCUCAAACUUCCUUCGUCAAGCUCAGUGGGAAAACAUACUGACUUUUGCUGUCAUAUAAAGAGAGGAAAUGAUAAACGUGGUAGUAACCCUACUUAUGAAUAUGUGAAAUUCAUUCUGACUUUAAAAGAUAUUUCAAAUGAGCCUUUGGUGCUCUUCAGUAGCUUCUUCCCCAGUCCCUCUUUUGCUGAAUCGUGUGGUACAUAUCUUCCUCUGGAGGAUCGGUUUUAUCUGGUCGGGUCCAUUUGUAUCCUCAGGACUCAGAUUCUACGGAGACCAACUGAGCCACAGGUUCCUGUGAGUACAGCGUCUCGUUUCCCUGUUCUGUCCCAGCAGGAUUCCCCACUGCAAGGCAGUGGACAGCAAAAUAGCCAAGCAGGUCAAAGAAACUUCACCAGCAGUAUUGAGCCCAGGCUGCUGUAUGAGAGAGUGGAGAAACUGGUGCCCAGGCCUGGUAGUGGCAGUUCCUGGGGGCCCAGCAACUCAAGAUCCCAGCCUGGGUCCCACCCUGGGUCUCAGAGCGAUUCUGGGGAGCUCUUCAGAGUUAGAUUGUCAUCCAAAUCCAAUGACUAUCCAUCUCAGUGCCUCAAAAAUGCAGUGAAAAAACCUGAAGAUAAGAAAGAAGUUUUUAGAACUCUCAAGCCUGCUGAUUUGACUGUACUGGCCAAAGCGCUUCAAGAAGUGGAAGAUGUGAGACCCCCACACAAAAUGGCAGACUAUUUCUUAUCCAGUGAGGAGUCAGGGAUGACAGAUGAGGAAGGCAAUGAUGUAGAACAAGAAGGGGAUCAAGUUGAUCUUAUAAGAGUCAAGCAGUAUGGACUGCAGGAAUCUGUUCAUGAAAGUGGGAUAGAGUCUGCUACAUGUUAUGACUCCAGCAUAUCUUCCAUGGAAAGCAUACCUGAAUCGUCAGGCCCCUGUUACCUCUACUAUAACUGUAUGGACAGCACUUACUUUAGAGGACAUUGUGAAGGUCAGAUCUGUGGAUUUCUUUGUAGUGCUUAUAAGAGCACCUGGAACAAAGGAAGUCUAUUAGAACCACCACCGUCAGUUGCAUUGUACAUCAACAAACGGGAGCUGGGGCUGAUGAGGAAGUUUAGGGAGCAGCUGGAAGAAAAGACUCGGAUGCUGCAGGCUGAGAUCAGAAGCCUGCAAGACGCACUGGAAAUGAUGAAGGAGCAGCUUCGGAGAAUAGAGGAUUCCGGCUUUCAGAUCAGAGGCCAGUUCCAUAUGCAGCCAACCACCUCACACCACCUUCACUGUCCUGAGCCCCAGUCUUUGGAGCCAGUGCCCAAGAAACCGCGCACUGAGCAAAUGGAGGGGCCCUUCCCAGAUUUCAAGGACACGAGCCUUUCCUGUGGUUCAUCUUCCCGCUAUUUCAAAUUCCCUGAGGAGCUUGAGGAGCCUUGUGAUGCCUCCAACCAGACACUGAGGUACUGUCAUCUCUUUCCUUUGGAUGCAACAUGUGCAGGGGCAGGAACAAUACCUGUAGCAGCAGAUCCUGUGGGAAACCAGAUGCUGCAAAUACGCCUGCUAAACCAGGCUGGCAUGGCUGUGCCCCUCUGUGAUGACCUUGUUACAUUUAUGCAGAACCAGCCCAUCGUUGUUCCUGUCCAGUUAAUGGCUGGACAACAUCCCCCUAACAACUGUCAAGAUGAAAACCUUGGGGGCCUCAAAGAUGACAGUCAGAGGGAAGAAGUGCAUGGGACGGACCAGCAGGGGUCCCCCAUCAAUCUGCUGCCACUGCUGUAUAGUCCCAGCUCUGAGACAGGUUCCUCUACCAGCUUUUCUGAGUCUCCCAUAAAUUCUGACUCAAACUGAGUCACCCUGGAGACCUCGCAGGAUUACAUUCAACUUUGGCAACAGCCACCAGAUCCACAGUAUCACAUUUACUUCCAAGUGAAUACUUAUCCUUCCAGUGAGCAGGCCACUAUGCAGGACCAAGCCACCUGGGCCCAGGUGCCGACUACUGAAGUAGGAAGCCAGGGAUCUCCAGAUUCAGAGGCUUUCCAGGACCAUGAUGAAUUAACACCAGGCCAAAUCAACUAUUUCAUGUCUGCAGAACAGUCCAGCUUGGAUGAACACCAGUGGGAUUUUCAUACUGAACCUUGA
Messenger RNA from Puma concolor (puma), 2847 nucleotides. The record is from RefSeq and is a predicted model, not a curated record. NCBI's taxonomy places the organism in Eukaryota, Metazoa, Chordata, Mammalia, Carnivora, Felidae.